Molecule: messenger RNA, 1071 nt
Organism: Camellia sinensis
Lineage: Eukaryota; Viridiplantae; Streptophyta; Magnoliopsida; Ericales; Theaceae
Source: RefSeq, a predicted model, not a curated record
AUGAAGCCACACACUUUCCUAGGUGGCAUUGAGCCGUUGAAGGCAGAAACAUGGUUACUUGAGAUGGAAAAAUUGUUUGAGGUCUUUCCUUGCUCUAAGACUCAAAAGGUUCUUUUGGCCACCUAUACCUUAAAGGAUGAAGCCCGUACAUGGUGGUUGCUAGUUCGAAGUAGUAAUGAGAACACGACAUGGGCUCAAUUUAAUACAAUUUUCUAUGACAAGUACUUUUUGCAAUGCUUUCGGGACCGAAAGGUUUCAGAAUUUCAAGAACUCAAGCAAGGCAGAAUGUCUGUAUCUGAUUACGAGGCUAAGUUUACUGAGUUAGCCAGAUUUGCUCCUCACAUGGUGAACACAGACUAUAAGAAAGCCCGCAAAUUUGAGGGUGGAUUGGAUUUGGAUAUACUAGAUCGGGUAGGAGUCCUCAGCCUACCUACGUAUGUGAAUGUAUUAGAUAGAGCAUUGAUGGCGGAAACCAUCUUGGCAGCAAAGAAACAAGCUCUUGUCCCAACAAGUGAAUGGAGGGGCAAAAGAUUCGGGUCUAAUUUCAAAAGAGGUCGGUCAUUCUCAAAUAAGCAAAAUACGGGAUCUUACAGUAGCUCAAGCCAAAGUAGUGGAUCUGUACCAACUUGCUUAGAAUGUGGUAGGAAACACAAGGGUGUUUGUUAUCGAGCAUCAAGUGCCUAUUUCAUGUGUGGUAAAAUUGGCCAUGUGAUGAGAGAUUGUCCUAUCAGGCUCGAAAAUACCAAUCACCCUGCAACAAGUUCAGCUAGAUCCACUUCGGCAUCAAGAAUAAACACAAAAGCUAACACCGAGAAGGAAACCUUAAGACAGGGUCGAGUAUUUGCUCUUGUGCCUGGUGAUGUACAGAACACCGAAUCCGUGGUGUCAAGUAUAAUUUCUAUCUGUGCUCAGAAUGCUUAUGUGCCGAUUGAUUCAGAAUCUUCGGAUGGUACUAAAGUGGAAACAAUACCCAUAGUCCAUGAAUUUCCUGAUGUAUUUCCUAUUGGCCUACCCGGGGACUUAAUUGAUAGGGAAAUUAAGUUUACUAUUGAUGUAGUACCUGGAACAUAA